This is a messenger RNA of Photinus pyralis (common eastern firefly), 3443 nucleotides long. RefSeq names its product anoctamin-1-like. Gene Ontology annotation, cellular component: plasma membrane. The record is from RefSeq and is a predicted model, not a curated record. NCBI's taxonomy places the organism in Eukaryota, Metazoa, Arthropoda, Insecta, Coleoptera, Lampyridae. The transcript is spliced from 10 exons. Gene Ontology annotation, biological process: chloride transmembrane transport. The coding region runs from base 248 to 3022 and encodes 924 amino acids. Gene Ontology annotation, molecular function: protein dimerization activity; chloride channel activity.
AUUUGACUUUUGGUAAUUGUUUGGGUCGGAGGUUGGAGGGUUAGUGUGACUGCAAAGUGGUGAAAGAAAAUGUGCGUAUUCACCCUUCAGUAGUGUUUAUGUGGUGAAAAGUAUCGGCUAACAGUCCAGGUGGAUAAGUGCUUCGAUUAUUAAUCACAAGAACCUCCCUUACUUAACGUAGAAAUUAGCUGCAUGGUGCUCCCUUAAUGCAUAUUGCACACAUUAACAAAAAUGGCUCCAUUAGGAAAUGGAAGAUGAAGACGAAUUCUUCGACACAAAUUCGCUAGCAUCGUACAUAUCCGUGGGAAAAAGAAGGCAGAAAGAUAACGGAUACUUGAGCCUGUCGAGGAACACCAUAUACCAUUCGGCCGUCGACCUCGAAAUGGAGAGCCUAGAACCGACCGUAACCAAAGACGAUCAAUACAAGGUGUCUAAUAAUAAUAAAACGGUUACAUAUUCCGAGUGGAAAGAUAGGACGUGGCGGUGUUUCACCAAAAGCGAUUUAGUUGUAGAUUUUGUGUUGGCAUACGAAGAUGACGGUAACAUAAGGAAGGCGGAGGUGAGGGAUGUGUUCGAGAAGCGCCUGGAAGAUAUUGGUUUGAUUCUCGAACGCGAGUCAUGUCAAAAGAUCAGUUUUGUCAAAAUUCACGCGCCUCACGAGGUGCUGUGUACGUAUGCCGAAAUUCUCAAGCUGCGUAUGCCGAUUCGGGAUGAUAGUAGAGUACAAAAGGAGGAGCCCAAUUUAAUUAAUUCCAUGGUUAAUAAAGCGCUAGAUUACAUGAACGUUAAGCUCGACGAGGAAAAGUUUCCACCGGAGAAAUACGUAUUGCAAUCCGUGUUUUCCAGAGAAAAAGAUUAUUUGUUCGACACAAAAGCCGAUCACUUCUUCACCACCUCGAUACGAAUUGCUGUCGUGUGGUAUAUUCUUGAACGAGAGAAGUUCAGUGUGGAAGAGCACGAUACAGGCAUUAAAAAAUUAAUCUCGGAUAAAAUAUACAAGGCCGCGUAUCCCUUGCAUGAUGGCGAUUUGUAUACAGAGGGCUCCCAAAGACAGUUAUUAUUCCACGAAUGGGCUUCGGUAAGCAAAUGGAUCAAAUUUCAACCGAUCGACAAUGUGAAAGAAUACUUCGGCGUAAAAUUAGCUUUAUACUUCUCCUGGUUAGGUUUUUAUACACACAUGCUGAUUCCUGCCGCCUUUAUAGGAAUAUGCUGCAUUUUAUAUGGCGUUAUUACGUUACCGAGCGAUAUACUCAGUCAGGAUAUUUGCAAGUCAUCAGUUUUAAUGUGCCCACUCUGUGAUAGAAACUGUGAUUAUUGGCGAUUAUCGGAUACAUGCACAAAUUCCAAGAUUAUAUACGUAAUUGAUAAUCCCGCUACGAUUUUUUUCGCCGUCUUCAUGUCGUUUUGGGCCGCCUUGUACUUGGAGUUGUGGAAGAGGUACAGUGCUGAGGUCACGCAUCGAUGGGGUCUGACCGGUUUCGAUGUGCAAUGCGAGCCGCCGAGACCGGAGUACCUUCGAAGGUUGGCGAAGACGAAGAAGCGCAAAGUGAAUGUAGUCACGCAAGUUGCCGAGCCUGUUGUGCCUUUCUGGAGAGUAAAAUUGCCAACUUUAAUUUUAAGUUUUACCGUCGCCAUUUUUUGGGUGUGUCUUGCUAUCGGUAUCGUUUUCGGAAUUGUAAUCUACAGAAUGACUCUUCUAGCUUCGGACAAACUAUACGCGGAGGAUACGAUUUACUACACGUACAUUAUGCCGGUUACCGCCGCCGUAUUGAAUUUGAUAUGCAUCAUGAUUCUCAACUUUUUUUACACGUAUUUAGCGGAACGGCUAACCGAGUUGGAGUUGCAACGUACACAGACCGAGUACGAUGAUAGUCUUGCCUUAAAAAUUUACAUGUUUCAAUUUGUUAACUACUACAGUUGUAUAUUUUAUAUCGCGUUUGUGAAAGGAAAAUUUGUCGGGUAUCCCGCCAAGUAUAACAGGAUUUUCGGAUACCGGCAGGAGGAGUGCAGUCCAGGCGGAUGCCUACUCGAAUUAACAAUUCAAUUGGCAAUCAUAAUGAUUGGGAAGCAAGCCUUAAAUUCUGCCUUAGAGAUGAUUACGCCGUUCUUAAAGAAAAUGUAUAAUUCGUUCCAAGUGAGCACGGGCAUGAAGAAGCGGAGUAGUGAGGAGCACAUUAUUUGCUGUAAUCAAUGGACCGAGGAUUAUACGUUGUCCGAUUUAGAGCCGCAGGGAUUAUUUAACGAGUAUUUGGAAAUGGUUUUACAAUAUGGAUUUGUAACGAUAUUCGUAACGGCAUUUCCGUUAGCGCCACUAUUCGCGCUGAUAAAUAACAUAUUGGAAAUGCGGCUGGACGCCCAGAAAAUAAUCAAGUACUAUCGCCGGCCCGUGCCCCAACGCGUGAAAAACAUCGGCAUCUGGAUGCCCGUGAUGGACGUCUUGGGACGGAUAUCCGUCGUGUCGAACGCCUUUAUUAUCGCCUUCUCCUCGCACUUCAUACCUCAACUGGUCUACUACCUUCGCAAGGGCGGCAAUCGUGACAUGAACGGAUAUUUGGACUUCAGCCUGUCCAGGUUCGACGUGCGACACUUUCUAAACGGAACUGGCCCGGAAAGAACCAAUUUCAACGUGUCCGAGUGCUACUACACGGACUAUAGACAUUCCUCGGAGCACAACUACCAUCGGCCCGUCGAAUACUGGCACAUUAUGGCGGCGCGUCUGGCUUUCGUGGUCGUCUACCAAAAUCUCGUCGGUUUCGUUAUAUCGGCCGUUCAAUGGGUCAUUCCGGACGUUCCGAAGAAGCUGAGUGAUCAGAUUAAGCGGGAGGAGUACCGUACAAACGAAACUAUUAUCAAGCACGAAACUGAUCGAGCGAAAAAAUUACGGAACAGUACUCCCAAUAUAAAUUCCAUACCGGGAUUAUUUCCGGAAACAAAUGGGGAUUUGCACUUGGAAGGUCCUAGUACUGUGCAUUUCCGAGGUAACCCCCGAAAUUCUCUGUAUCAUGAUGUGAUCGAUUCCUAAUUCUUUGGGGGAGGGGAGGUUUGUUGUAUUAUUGUUACAAUUAAGGUGCCUGUUUUAUAGACUUAAGUUUUAUUUAUUGAUCUAAUUAUAAGGUCUGAUGAUAUAUUUAAAAAAGUGUACUUAGUACUUCUCUUGCUUUGUGAAGUUGAAUCUCAGCUUGUAGGGUUUCAUUUCCCUACAUUAAUUUUUACCAAAUCUCGUUAGUCUUUUGACCAUUUUUACUCAUUAAGAACGUUUAGGGGUAUGCGGGUGUAUGUCACACGAUUGUUAAUUAUAGUAGUUUUACUUCUUCCAUUACUUCUGUUAAAUGUUUUUAUAAUAACAUCUAAUGUUUAUUAAAUGUUUAUAUUUUAAAUUAUUAAUCAAUAAAUAUAUGUUUUGUACUUUUUUUACUAGUAUUGAAUAAAUACUUGUCGAUCAA